CUCCAUAUCAGUUGAUUUUUAUAAUCAGGUUGACGUUUUAGUCGCUGAUGUGCGUAUGAUGGAAUCACGUCGCUUGUUUCUCACUUAAAGGAGCAGCACUGCUUUGAAAAACUCAUUCCAGGAAGAGAACAAGGAAAGUUGGCUGAGUAACUGUAAAAAAGGACGAAAAAUGUCAGUCGGCAGCAGUUUGCAAGAUGUUCACCUGCGAUAUCCGCAGAAAGCCAAGCAUUUGAAACAACUAGAAAGUUCCACGAAUUUGGCUGAUGACUUUUACAUGGAUGACGAAGACGAUCCUGGAUACGGUAAUAAAGUUGGACCAACCGUGUGGGAUCACAUUCUUCUGAACAGGCCAGCUAAAGUGAUAUUUGCCCUGCUGAUCGCAGUAUUUGUCGUCCCCCCGUUGCUCUAUGGACUGAUGUAUGGGCUCGGCAAGGACCCAGAGCCUUUUGGAUCCUGUGUCGUCCGCAAUUUUUACUGGUCCGAGUGUAUGCCGGGCAAACAACCGAGCCGACAAGAAUGCCUCGCAGCUGGAUGCUGCUGGAAUGAACUCGAGGAAUCGCUGAAUUUCUGCCAUCAUUCGCUUCCUGCUCGACAAAAUUACCAAAACAAAACGGGUUCGACCCAGCUUGUGGCUCGUUUGGAACGUUCACCCUUUGGUGCAGAGCCUCUAACUCUAAGUAUAAACAUUGCGGCCCUCAAUACGUCGCAUGUUCUCGUCCAACUGAUUGCUGAGGGGAGCGCUCCUGAUUCGAUUCAUGAAUCGAGGGUACAAUUGGAUGAAACGGAUAUUAAGAUUGACCUGACAGAAGGAGAGGCUUUUUUUGUUGAGCUAAAGCGUCGCACAUCAAACGAGACCCUCUUCUUUACUGGCAACGGGCCGCUCAUAGCCACUCAAGGAUUUUGGGAGUGGUCACUUCAAUUUCCGCAUGAUGCACUUCUCUUAGGUUCCGGCUCCACUUCGCGAGGAUCUCUCCGGCUGACCAGUGGAAGCGCAACCCUCUACCAAGGCUUGGGAACAAAAGCCAACGGUCGUCCGUUUAUUUUAUGCGUUACCCAGAGCGGAAAAUCACACGGGGUGCUGUUUGAAGCGCCGGGAGCAAUCGAAGUCGUUGCUCGGCCGUCAAACUUGAUCUCGAUUCGCAGCACCGCUGGCGCAGAAUACCUCAACGUUCACACGUUUGUGGGAAACAGCCCCGCCGAAGUGUUUGAGGCGCUCACAGCACACAUUGGGCUGCCGACUUUACCGCCGUAUUGGUCCCUUGGGUUGCACGUGUGCAGAGACACAGCGCGAAAUGGAACAAACGAAGACGCACUGAAUUUCAAGAAUGAAGCGACACGCUUGGAUUUUCCUUACGACUCGGAUUGCGUAGAUGAUUCUGCCCUGGGAAACGUGUCAUAUGUUGUCGAGGGUAACAGGGUAGACAAGCUGAAGACGAUUGUGACUGAGUUGAAAAACAGCAAACGCCACUUUUUACUUAGCCUCUACGCGCAAGUUAGUGAGAGAACGACCGCUUUCGAGGAGGGCCAAGACAUUUUUUUGGUCGGCACAAACGGCACAUAUCUAGGUCAGCACAGAGACGAAACUGUGGCUUAUCCCGACUUUGAAAAUCCAAACGUCACAAAGUGGCUUGACACACACAUGAGUGCAAUGCUGGCAAAUAUUCAAGAUGUCCUCCCUUCGGGAUUAAUUCUGCCAGAUAACUGGCCGCUUAAUGAAGAUGCAACGCAAGGGGACGGAAAUGAAACUCUAGAAUAUGUUCCUCAGGGUUUAGAUAGUUUGUCAAACGGAACUGUUUUGUGGAGCGCGUCCGGCCUGCGAAGCCAUCAUAGUGUGCACAAUCAAUACGGCUCGUUAUUCACAACUCUAGCGAAAGAUAUAUUAGAACAAAUAAGUGGAUCAAGUGACAAAAGACUUCCAGUUUUGGGGUCUUCAAACUGGUUGGGCGGCAACACUAAUGGGUGGCUAGGUGAGGAGCAACAGGCUGACUGGCAAGGACUGAAGUCAGCUUUAUUGAGCGUGUUGGAGGCGGGAAUCAGCGGCGAGCCGUUUUCUGGAGGAGGACCAAUUUGCGGCUCGAGUGGCGUUUGGUCGGACUCGCUCUGCACCAGGUGGUCCCUCCUCGCGUUGACUACCUUCCCUCUAACGAGGUUCCAUCACCGAUGGGGUAGCACAGCUCGUGACCCGACUGCGCUGGAUGAGACCUCGGGUCGGAUCGUGGCGAGAGCGGUCCGUUUGCGAUACCAGUUGAUGCCGUAUCUAUACACGUGGCUUCAUAGAGCCUCGCUCAGCGGGAUGCCGUUGGUGAGGCCCAUGGCAGUCGAGUUUCCAACAGAUAACUCGACGUGGACUCUAGAGGAACAAUUUAUGGUUGGACCCUCUUUAAUGGCUGCCCCUGUUUUCGAACCGGCGGCAGUUUCAUUAACUAUUUACUUGCCACGUUCAACAGAAUCGUGGUUCCAUUUGCUGGGCGGUGAGAGAGUGCAAGCGGACGUUAAUGGUACAGGCCAUGUCACCCUAUAUGCUCCGGAAAAUGAGCUCAUACUCCUCAUCAAAGAGGGACAUAUAAUUGCACUGCAGGGGGUCAACACUUCCAGCGCGAUGUCUCGGGCCGAGUCAAGACAAAUAAUUGUCGCCCUUGAAUGCGGAGGCGCGAACAGCUCUGAGUGCACUGCCGAGGGGACGCUUUCACUGGACGACGGUAUAUCAAAUGACCUUUCGUUUGAUACCAUUCAAUUUUCUGCAAAUCAAACCUCACUGGUAAUAUCGUAUUCGGGGGAUCUUCAGAUUUGUUCACUUGGGGGAACUGAAAAUAUGGUCUCAACUGUAAUCGAUACAAUAUCGAUUUAUGGCGUUCCUGGAAAUGUGACAAAUGCCUCUAAUCUGCAAGUGGACGAUGAAAUUGACUUAGAAGCAAAAUUUUUCGUUGACACGGAAGAGGGGAAAAUCAGAAUUUCUUCGGUAUCAGUCGAUUGGUGCAGUUCACAAAGCAAUGUCAUGACUGUUUCAUGGGAAAUCGAGUAGCAUUAAAUUUGAAUUACAUUAUUUACUGAUAGGCCCUUAAUUUAUUUGUGUAUAGUUGUUUACUGUGCAGUAGUUGCUAAUAAAAGAAAAAUUAUCAGUAUAUUUUUCGCAGCCAAAGGCA
Molecule: messenger RNA, 3143 nt
Organism: Cloeon dipterum
Lineage: Eukaryota; Metazoa; Arthropoda; Insecta; Ephemeroptera; Baetidae
Product: lysosomal alpha-glucosidase-like
Exons: 12
Coding region: 170-3022 (950 amino acids)
Biological process (GO): carbohydrate metabolic process
Molecular function (GO): alpha-1,4-glucosidase activity
Source: RefSeq, a predicted model, not a curated record